Zerene cesonia (dogface butterfly) is the source of this 6117-nucleotide messenger RNA. RefSeq lists its product as uncharacterized. Gene Ontology annotation, biological process: proteolysis. Lineage: Eukaryota; Metazoa; Arthropoda; Insecta; Lepidoptera; Pieridae. Gene Ontology annotation, molecular function: serine-type endopeptidase activity. The record is from RefSeq and is a predicted model, not a curated record. The transcript is spliced from 14 exons. The coding region runs from base 131 to 5644 and encodes 1837 amino acids.
CCAGAGGCUGUUAUCGUGUUUGACUCAGAGGAUUUCGUGUGACGUCAUUGAAGUAUUAAAUACUGAUUGUACACGGUGGACAAUUUAGUGUGUUGUGUUGUGUGGUGAGGAUCGUGACGUCGCAUAUAAAAUGAAGCCACUACUUCAAACAGUGGUGGUGAUAUGCCUCCUGAUAGGCGCCCAAGCACACCCAGAAAACAUUGAGGAUGUUAAAGAAUUACCCCAAACCAAAGAACCCGUAGUUGAGGCUGAAGAAUCUGAACCAGUGAUCAGAGAAGAGCGCUGCUCGACUUGUGGCCCUCUUAAAAUAAAAUCACCCAAAGAAGUCUUAGCAGCGCUUCAAGCGCUCCCAGGGUCUGAAGUUCACACGCAACAGUCCUUCGAGGGCUGCUCAAGCGACAAGGGCUGCGCUGGUAUCAAAGUAAAGGACGGCCAGGUCAUCCAAAGAUACGGAAACACAGAUGCCUUUAAAGCAGCCGAAGCAGCUGAUAUUAACAACGAGUUUAACUUCUUAGCAGCUGGAGCCCUCAGCAACCCAUUCUGGUGGAUGAACGAAAACUCGCCUUUCAAAACCGGCGGCAGUUACGAGAAAUUCAGUAAAGCCAGCUCAAGUUAUACGACUGGCGGAGCUGCUGGCAAUGCGGGUCUCGAUGGCCCUUUGAAUCUUGCUGGCAACCCAUUCCUAAAUGGUGAUUUCGCGAAUGCAGCGUUCGCUGGACAAGGUGUAGCGAAGCCUGGAUCUUCUUUCCAAUCAUCUUCAUUCGAGUCAUCUUACAGUUCGAAAGGAGACCUUGAUUUGUCAAAGAAUCCGUUCUUUAACGGUGGCUUUAAGGCCCAGGGUGGUUUGGGACAAAAUGCGUUCGCUCAAGGCGCAGGGUCGAACUUUGGAGGAGCCAACUUUGCUUCUCAGGGUGGUUUAGCCAGCUUUGGUGCGCAGGGAGCUAGCGGGUUCGGUGCCCAGGGUGCUUCUAACGGUUUCGCUGGUCAGAGUGGCAGCAGUUACGGUUCCCAAAGUGGAAGCAGUUACGGUUCCCAAAGUGGAUCAAGCAGUUUCGGAUCCCAAAGUGGAUUAAGCAAUUUCGGAUCCCAAAGUGGCUCUAGCUACGGAGCCCAAGGAUCCUUUGGGCUUAACGGAGCCGGAUACACUGCCUCCUCUCCCCGUCCAUUCGCGGGAACGACUGGCGUCAAUGUUAUACAGAACACACAGAAGGCUUCCGAAUUCGACUUUGACCAACAGCAACAAACUCAACAGAAUAUCGAUGAGCUGUUCCAAGGCAGUGGGAAUGUGCAGGAGACAGGCGACUUCCAGCAGACCUGCGCUGGCCAAGGGUACAUCUGUGUGCCAAAGGCCCAGUGCAAUAAUGGAGUUGUUAACAGCAAUGGUGCUAAUCUACUGCAGGCGAGAACUAAGAAGCAAUACUGCAAUCUCCGCACAGAAAUCUGCUGCAGGCUCGAAGUCGCAUCGAUCAACCAAGGAAAUCUUGGUUCAUCAUUUGGCCAAGGCAGCAUCUUCGGCCAAUCAUCCAACGCAUUUGGUUCCACAGCAUCUGUAGACAGAGUGGCAUCCGCUUUCGUGCCAGUCACGCCAGUAACGCCCAUCAUCCCUGAUGUAACCAGCCAGAACAACUUCAUCGAAACCGACUCAUUCUCAGCUGGCAGCGAAAACAAUGGAAUCUAUCGCCCCGGAUCAAUUGGCAGCGGUCUGAAGCCCGGUAUCCCGUAUCUGCCUCCUGUAGAUAACAUUAACAGUGGAACGAACCUCGUCAGCACCACAGCGUUUACUCCAGCCAUAGUGUCCACUCCUCGUCCAAUCAUUCCAACAGUUAAACCGUACAUCCCUCCAGUUGUUACAUCUACAUCAGCACCUGGUUACUUGCCACCGAUUGGUGAACAGACUAUCAACAGGGAGACCAUCGUACCGAACCCAGUUUAUAAUGAAGGUUCCAUUAUUCUUGAUGAGACAAGAAAUCCCAGGCCUAAACCUACUCCAGCUGUUCCUUUUGUGCCUAAUGAGAUCCCCGCUGGCUGCGCAGCCGCUCUCAAAUGUACACCAGUUGAGUUCUGUACCGCUGAAGGAGUUAUUUCCAACACAUCUGUCAUUUUGACGAGAGACCAAGAUGCGUACCGAGUGCCAUUGACCGACUGCAGAGAUCUUGAGACCGGUCGCAUCGGUAAAUGCUGCAGAGACCCCUACUACACGGACCCUUGGCCCACAAACCAGCUUGGUAAAUGGGUUCCCGGGGUGUUUGGCGGUAAUGACGGGAAAUACGUUCCGGACAGUAGAGGCAGCUCCAACAACAUCAGACCCGUAACGCCACCCACAACUGGAUCGGUCAUUUUGGGUAACUUCAUGACUACACCAAAACCAACAGUUCCAUCAUUCGGAUCAUCUCCAGUGUCAAGAUUCCCAACAACUGUUACUCCGUUUGUUCCAAAGAUAUCUGGACAGGGACAGUUCACCAAGGGCGGUCAAGGUCAAUUUACUAAAGGCGGACAAGGUCAGUAUGGCCUCGGAGGCCGUGGACAAGUGGGACAAGUUGGAAUCGGUCAAAUAGGAACUGGUGGACGAGGACAAUUCUCUCAAGUCGGAAGGGGUCAAGUUGGGAUCGGUGGCCAGGGACAAUUCGCCCAAGGCGGUAGAGGUCAAAUCGGUGUCGGAUCCCAAGGGCAAUACGGAAGGGGACAAGUCGGUGUAGUUGGACAGGGUGAAGCCACGCAAGUAGGAGUAGGCCAAAUUGGUGUAGUCGGUCAAGGACAGUACGGUCAAGUAGGAAGAGGACAAGCAGGAGUUGUUGGACAGGGGGUUAACACUCAGUUCGGCGCCGGACAGAUAGGUGUCGGUGGACAGGGGCAAUACUCUCAAGUAGGAAGGGGACAAGUCGGUAUCGCCGGACAGGGUCAAGCAACACAGCUGGGUGUAGGCCAAGUAGGACUCGGUGGCCAGGGACAAUACUCACAAGUAGGAAGAGGCCAGGUUGGCAUUGCUGGACAAGGUCAAACUAACCAAUUCGGCAUUGGCCAAGUAGGACAAGUAGGCGUCGGUGGCCAAGGACAGUACUCGCAAGUAGGAAGAGGACAAGUUGGUAUCGCUGGACAAGGUCAAACUAACCAAUACGGCGUCGGCCAAGUAGGUGUCGGUGGCCAAGGACAGUACUCGCAAGUCGGCAGAGGACAAGUGGGUGUAGUGGGACAGGGAGCCGGUCAAAUCGGUGGACAAGGACAGUACGCUCAAGUUGGACGUGGUCAAAUUGGUGUAGCUGGGCAAGGCGUAGCUACUCAGCUAGGGAACGGUCAAAUUGGUGUAGUUGAUCAGGGAGAAUAUACGCAACUAGGAAACGGUCAAAUCGCUGUCAAUGGUCGAGGACAAUAUGCGCAAGUUGGCAGGGGACAAAUCGCUGUUGGCGGUGCAGGUCAACUUGGUUCUGGUUCGCAAGUGAACAACGCAUUUGCAAAGGGACAGUUCGGACAGGGUGGUAUAGCUACUCAAGGACAGGGAGAGCUCGUGAGUCAAGGCCAGGGCCAACUGGUCUCGCAAGGACAGGGCCAGCUGGUCUCGCAGGGCCAAGGUCAGCUCGUUAGCCAGGGCCAAGGCCAACUGGUUAACCAGGGAACAGGUCAAUAUGUAAGCCAAGGAAAAGGACAAUACAGCUUUGGAAGCAGUGGACAGUACGAACUAGGAGGACAGGGACAACAACAAGGUUUUGGAAUUAUAAGCCAAGCGCAAGGCCUCUCCAAAGCUUCAGGGCAGCUCGUGUCACAAGCUCAAGGCCAGUCGGUCUCGCAGGGCAAGGGACAGAUCGUUUCGCAAGGGAAGGGACAAAUCGUCUCGCAAGGGAAGGGCCAAAUUGUAACCCAGGGCCAGGGUACCCUUGUGACGCAAGGUGGUGGAUCUUACAUCGAACAAGGCGAAGGCCAGACUGUAUCCCAAGGUUUCGGCACUGGAAUCAGACAGGGCCAGGGCUUCUCCGUCUCCCAAGGAUCCGGAUUUGGUGUUGAGAACGAGUACCAAGAGUCAGUACAACGGGUGUUCCUUCAAAGAUACAAUGGCGCUGGACAGUGCGGUAUAUUGAAUCCUCAAAAGCCUUACGGCAACAAGAACGACCUGGAAGUAGACUUCGCGGAGAUCCCCUGGCAAGCCAUGGUGCUUCUGCAGACCAACAGAAGCCUUCUGUGCGGUGGUGUGAUCACUAGACCAGAUGUGGUUGUCACUUCGGCUGCCUGCGUUGAGGGACUCGACGCCAAGAACGUGCUGAUCAAGGGCGGCGAAUGGAAACUUGGAAUCGACGACGAACCUCUACCCUUCCAGAUUGUUCAAGUCAAGACAAUAUUGCGCCAUCCGUUCUAUCGCCGCGGCAGUCUCCUAUACGACGCUGCCAUCCUGGUACUUAGCGAGAACCUGAGGCUGGCGAAGAACAUCAACCCCAUAUGCUUGCCUAGUACACAAGACACAUUGGACGCCUUUUAUAAUGGCGCUGGCGAAUGCAUCGUCACUGGUUGGGGCAAGAUUGUACUGCAAGCUCAUCUUGAAGGCGCCAUCAUGCACAGUAUGAACGUGUCCCUAAUCAACCCUGGGGAGUGCCAGGCUAAGCUGUCCUCCGACUACCCUCACCUUCUGGAACAGUACAGUGAGGAUAGCUGCGUAUGCGGUCAGCCCACCAACCCUCUGAAUAAUAUUUGCAAGGUGGAUAUUGGAAGCGCUCUGGCCUGCACAAGCGGUGAUGGCAGAUACGUGAUGCGCGGCGUCUACUCUUGGGACUCUGGUUGUCAAGUCGGCAAUCAAAUAGCUUCGUUCUACAAAUUCGACUUGGAGUGGUACGAAUGGGCCAUCGGACUCAUAGAGAGCGUGCGCUUCUCACAAUUCACCAAAGUGACAACUGGUAAAUACACUGGACAGAUCAACGGUGGCAUCAAAGGCAGCCAGUUCGGAGGUGGAGUUAAAACCAACCAAUUUGGCGGUGCAGUCAAGACCUCCCAAUUCGGUAAAGCCCAGUUUGGAAGCGGCGGGUCAACACAGUUCGGCGGUGUUACUGGUUCGUUGAACAAGGGAUCUGCUAUCUCAACUGGCUCCCAGGGCGUCGGUUUCACGGGUGUUAAGGCUUUUGCGGUUUCUGGAAAGGGACAGUUCGGCUUCGAGCAAGGCUCCGGCUUGGCUGGACAGAACGAAGGUCUAGCUAACGGCCAAUUCGGUACGGGACAACUCAGUCAAUUCGCUUCUGGAAAAUUCGGUACUGGACAGGUGGGUUUCGAAUCGGCCGACUUCAACGGCCAAAUCAAAUCGCCGAUCACCAGCAACGCGUACAGCGCGACGUACUCCGAGAAGAAAGUGUUCCAAACCGAACCAAAGAUCAUUUCGUUCACAACGAAACCUGAAAUAGUGACGUUCACAACGAAACCUGAGAUAUUCACAUACACCACGAAACCCAAAAUUAUAACCUACACCACCAAACCGAAGAUAAUAACUUACACAACGAAACCAAAAAUCAUCACCUAUACCACCAAACCACAGAUUAUCACCUACGAGACUUCUGGAAGCGGAACGAAUCCGCAGUACGUAGCACCGGGUGUCACAUUCAACCCCAGUUUCUCGGAACUAGUGGGCGCCCACUCCCACACUUCUACAUGCAAGUGUCUGGAGAACAAAUAAACACGCCCCGACAAACCCGUGCCAUAUCUUUCGACAUUCUAAACAUUUUCGACCCACACAAAAUAACUCCCGGUUCCUAAUGAGUUACCGAAAUUUCAAUAUCAAAAUCGAAUCGAAACACGACAUUUCUUUAUUUAUAUUCGAUGUAAAUAUGUAGGUUAUAUUUAAUAUGGUUAGAUCGUAUAUAUGUAACGGCUUAGAGUUAAAAAACUGCCAUUUUGUUAUUUUAUAAGCGCAACGUAUUUAAGAGAAGUAUUUUUGACGUCUUUUUUUAAUUAGAUUUUUGACCAUUUCGCAUCAAUUCGCCGAAGUGGUCGACUCUCUAAUACGAUUGGUAUAAGUGAAAUAAGUGUAUUUUUAUAUAAAAUUUUGCAUAAAAAUGAUGAAGUAUUUAGUCAAUAUGUGUUAUAUGUAUUGAUGUUAUUUCUAAUUGUAUGAUUAGGAUUAAUUAAUAAAUGGAAGUAAUUUACAUA